AGGUAACCAAACAUUUCACAGUGGGUUCAUUAUCUGUAUUUUUUAUUUUAAUAUAAUUAUUAUUUUUACUACAGCUGACCAGUCUGUGUAGGUCGAGCUCAGGUUUAUUUUAUAUACGGUCUUGUAUUUUUUUGACCAUGUCGAAAAGGAAAGUGACAUUUGAGGAUGGAGAUGGGGAGAUUACUUUGGAAGAUGUUCCGAAGAAGAAGAUUGUUGAUGGCGUGAUUGGCCCAGGAUCCAGAUUUAAGGAGAAACACUCUUUGGACAGUGAUGAGGAAGAUGAAGGAGAGGAAAGAGAAUAUAGCAGCAAAUAUGACAUCCUUGCCAGUGACGAUGUGGAAGGGCAGGAAAUGGCAACCAUUGACUAUGACGAGGGUGUCCGCAUCACCCCUUUCAACCUCACCGAGGAAAUGCAGGAGGGACACUUUGAUUCAGAGGGCAACUAUUUUGUCAACAAAGAGGAAGAUAUCAGAGACAACUGGCUGGACAAUAUCGACUGGGUGAAGAUAAAAGAGCAGCCCGUGAAAAAGAAGAAAGGCCUCGCAGCUAAGCGGAAGAGAAGAAUUGGUGAUGAAGAUGAAGCAGAAGAGGAGAUAAAACGUGAGGAACAGCAGAAAGACGGUGAGGAAGAUGAGGAGGAAGAAGAGGAGAAAGGACCUGCAGAAGACCCUCUGGCCACGUACAGCCAUCAUCAGCUCGCAGAAGCCGUCAUUGAGCUGAUGCUGCCGGGAGAAACAGUGGCUGCUGCUCUGAGAAGACUUGGUGGUCUUGGAGGACGCAAGAAGAAAGGGCGACUGAGAGAAGGGGAGGAGGAGAAAAAAGAGACUUUGAACAGAGACGCUGAUAAACUGGACAAACUGACAGCAUUGGCAGAUAGACUGGUGGGGAUUGGAGAAUUUGAAAUUUAUCAGCAGACUUAUGAAAAGCUUGCCUACAAGCUGAAGGGGAUGACUCGAGGAAAGGCAGCCAAGAUACUAGAGGAUGAUGAAGAGGAGAAAGAUGAGCUAGACAUGUUCGGCGAGGAUUUUGAUGAGAAGCAAGCUGCAGAAAAGGUUGAGGAUAAAGACAACAGCAGAGUCAGUGAUGAGGUCAUGUGGGAGUACAAAUGGGACAAUGAGGAAAACUCUGAGCUCUAUGGGCCCUUCAGCAGCCAACAGAUGCAGGGCUGGGUGGACGAGGGCUACUUCAAGGACGGAGUAUAUUGUAGGAGGAUUGAGCAAGAAGGUGCCCCGUUCUACAACUCAAAGAGAAUAGACUUUGAACUUUAUACAUGAUCUGCUGAUUUUACUGAUUUAAUUUGAUUUCUUCCUCCUCUCUCUGAAAGGGCUUCUCUGAAUAAUUGUUUACUCCUCAAUAAUUGUGUUUUGACUUAAGUACGCGCAUUAAUUAGUAUGUGCAUCUGUGUUUGAAACAUGAUGUGUUUUAAAAUAAAGACUUUAUGGCUGGAUCCAA
Messenger RNA from Carassius gibelio (silver crucian carp), 1452 nucleotides. It is a transcript of the gene cd2bp2, whose product is annotated as CD2 (cytoplasmic tail) binding protein 2. Gene Ontology annotation, cellular component: U5 snRNP. Bases 138 to 1274 code for a protein of 378 amino acids. Gene Ontology annotation, molecular function: protein binding. The record is from RefSeq and is a predicted model, not a curated record. The transcript has 7 exons. Lineage: Eukaryota; Metazoa; Chordata; Actinopteri; Cypriniformes; Cyprinidae.